Messenger RNA from Dromaius novaehollandiae (emu), 4028 nucleotides. RefSeq names its product calcium release activated channel regulator 2A (gene CRACR2A). The record is from RefSeq and is a predicted model, not a curated record. Lineage: Eukaryota; Metazoa; Chordata; Aves; Casuariiformes; Dromaiidae. Gene Ontology annotation, molecular function: calcium ion binding; GTPase activity; GTP binding. Gene Ontology annotation, biological process: vesicle-mediated transport.
CGUGGUGGAUGAUGCCACCCGCGCCCCAGCAAAGUUUAGGAAGUUGUUUCGACCUUCCUCCGCUCUUACUGCCACAUUAGCUGAGGCGCGCCCAGGGGGAGGUCGGCAGGACCGGCCAGCCAGCAAGGCCUGUAUUGUACCUUCGCCUGGGCACCUGCAGGGAGCAGCGGGAGGUUUCAGAUUAGAAUUUGUGAGUAAAUGGAAUAGUGGCAUCCCAAAAUAUUGCUGUGACUAGACUGUGACAAUGGACAGAAUGCAAGGAGACUCUGCCAAUCCUGUGUUCCCAGGAGAUGCAGAGAGGAGCAGGACUGGAGAAGAGGACCCAGGACUGACUGUGUUGGCAAAAGCAUAUGAAUUCUUUCAGAUUUGUGAUCUGGAAGGCAAAGGCUUCAUCACUCGUCAAGAUAUGCAGAGACUUCAUCCUGAGUUACCCCUUAGCCUGGAGGAACUUGAAAAAGUUUUUGUUACAUUGGAUGCUGAUGGCAAUGGUUCACUUACCCCAAAGGAGUUCACCACAGGAUUCAGCCAGUUUCUUUUGAGGCAGAUGGCUUUAAAAAAUGAGAUGUGGGAAUCAGAAGGUGAAACAGCCUGCCUUCCUAAAUGGGAAGAGAAUAUGGGUGAUGAUGAGGAUGAAGAACACCAGUUCUCAAAUCUGAUGGACCAGAUUGGAGCUAAAAAGGCUUUGGAAGAUGAGAAUGAUGUGAAGCAGCUUUGGUUGCAGCUGAGAAAAGAUGAACCUCAUUUACUUUCCAAUUUUGAAGAGUUCCUGGCCAGAAUUUUUUCCCAAUUCCGUGAAGCAGAUAAUGAAAAGAAUGAGUUGGAAUGUGCUCUAAAAAAGAAAAUUGCUGCUUAUGAUGAAGAAAUUCAGCAUCUCUAUGAAGAAAUGGAGCAGCAAAUCAAAAAAGAGAAAGAACAGUUUAUCUUGAAAGACACAGAGAGGUUUCAGUGCUACAGUCGAGAGCUGGAAUGCAAGCUCCUGUUGAAAGAACAAGAACUGGAACAACUGGUUCAAAAACAGAAAAGGUUAGAGCAACGAUGUACAGAACUUCUCAGUGACAAGCAAGAAACCAAAGUAGAGAACACCAAGCUGAAACUGACAAACCAGGAGCUGCUGAGAGACCUGGAGAAAACGUCUCAUGAACUGAGUCUGGCUCAACAACAGUUACAAAUGCUUCAGGAGGAAUCAGCAAGGCUGCAUGAGGAAAAGGAAAUGGAGGUGUACAGGGUGACAGAAACCUUACAGAGGGAGAAAUCAGGACUUCUGAAGCAGCUGGAUUUCUUAAGGGAGAGGAACAAACAUCUCAGAGAUGAACGUGACGUAUUUUUACUGAAGUGCAAAAAAGGUGUUCCAAAAGCCAGCUGGAAGCAAAGAUCAGGGUCUGUCAUUGGAAAAUACAUAGAGGGCAAGGUAUUGCCUAACAGCCCUGAGUUAUUUCAAGAAACAGAAUUCUGCUUUAUAAGUAAUGGAGAACAUGAUGGGAUAAAAUCCUUUGUUUUUCCCACCUCAGCCUUCAAAACAAGGCAAAUUGGAAAGGCAACAGAAUUUAGAGUGGAGCAGUUGGAGACUAAUGUUUACUCUUAUUUGAAGGAGGAGAGAAUAAACUCUGUCCCAGACCACUUGUUCAAGAUUAUUUUUGUUGGCAAUUCAAGUGUUGGAAAGACUUCAUUCUUAAGGCGAUUCUGUGAAGAUCGUUUUUUCCCAGGCACACCUGCUACUGUGGGUGUGGAUUACAGUGUGAAAACAGUCACAGUAGAUAAUAGCCAGGUAGCCCUGCAACUCUGGGACACUGCUGGCCAGGAACGGUACCGCAGUAUUACCAAGCAGUUUUUCAGAAAAGCUGAUGGUGUCAUUGUGAUGUAUGAUAUAACAGCAAAAGACACAUUCACAGCUGUCAAGCAGUGGCUCAUGAGCAUUGAGGAGGCAACUGGGGAGAAUAUACCUGUGCUUUUGUUGGGUAAUAAAACUGAUAAUGAAAAGGAACGAGAGGUCCCCAAUGGAAUGGGAGAGCAUUUAGCUAUGGAUUACAAUUUAAUUUUCUAUGAAUGCAGUGCAUGUUCUGGGCACAAUAUCAAAAAGUCCAUGCUUCACUUAGCUAGGAUUUUAAAGGAACACGAAGUUAAAGUGAAGGAGAAAACCAUUCAACUUCAACCUGAUACAAAUAAAAAGUCUUGCUGUACUAGGCCAUAAAAGGAUGUGGUGUGUUUAGAAAAAAGUUGUACAUUUAUACCACGCUGCAGUACAUCAUCAGAUUUUUCUUAUCCCUCAAGUAUCACUUUUGCUGUGUUCUGAAUAUAGGUGUAAGUAAAUCUUAAAAUUUUUGUAUACUCUGAUCUUCACUUUUGCAAAGAUUGUCUUUAGUUAGUUGACAGUGUAUUUGGGGCAGUGACGGUCUUUUUUAUUCUGUUUGACACCUAGCAUCACUGAGUCCUGCUUUGUGAUCAGGCUCAUAGAAGCUGCUGCAGUAUUAGUAAGAAGAAAUAACUUUUAUAGGAAGAAAACCACUGAGAAUGUGAAAUAAAUUCUCACUGGCUUGGAUGACUUAUGUUCUGAAUACUUCUUUGACUUCAGUGCUGGAUCAGAUUCUUUACAUCCUGAUUUUGUGCUGACCUUUGCUAGAGUUUUUUUUAAUUCAAAUUGGCAGGUGAUUGGUUGUUUAAAAGUAACACACCAACAACUGCUGAGUAUAAGAAUAUGUUUUAAAAUUUAGUAUGAAAUAUACAUGAAAAAGGGAUUGAAGAACUCUGAAGAUUCUCAUAAGUAGCAUUAACUGAUUCACACUGCACAUCGGUCCUUGAUGAAAAACCCUGCCUUGCAUUUGGAUGUGCAGGAUCAGGUAUGUCAGGCAGGUUGGUGAGGUACCAUAGAGUCUUGCCUAAGCUAUCACCAAAAAACCUGGUAUGUUUCCAUAGUGUGAGGUAGUGCAAUGCAGAGAUCUCAGCUUAGUUUCCAGAAACAGUAGUCAAGGUAGUGCACUGCUAUACUCUGGCUAGUUAGCAUGUCACUCAGAGAAAAUCAGCCUGGGCUUUUCAUGAUAUUUGACAUGGCUGUAUUGCUUUGGAUUUCAGAGCUUGCUCAGAUACUUCUGCUUGUCAGUGGUUUACUUUGCACUCUGCAUGUUCUCCCUUUGAGGUCCCAGAGCAACCUGAGGACAACUUGAACAUUCAAGUUAGUUCACUUUCAUUAGUACUGGUGUGGCCCUAGAUAGGAAGCGUGUUUUGCUGGCACAGAUGGCUGUAGUACAAAACAUUUUAUAGCUGACCGAGCAGCUAGUGAUCUCCAAAAGUCUGUCACAGAAGGUUUCAUGCUAGAUGUUGCUGAGGCAGAAUUUCAGAAAUAGAAGCUCCUCUUCUGAGGAAGAUUUUGAGAAACAUUCCAGCAUUUGAGGAGUAUAAAGCACAAAUCUCACCAAAAUCCAAUGGUAUAUUGCUUAUUUUUGCAAUAUUAAGAACAAGUUCCUUUUCAUGCACCUAACUAUGUUACUGAUUUUUCAAAAGCAUCUGCUGUGCAGCAUUUUCCUUUGGUUUAAGUGUAUGCUAGCACUGGGAUACAAUGCUUGAGAAAUCAAACCCUUUUGAUAAGAGACUUGCUUUAGAAAAUCCUGUCCCACUCUCCAUCAUAAGAAACCUACAUCUCAUAAUUACUUUUGGAAACCUUUGUAGAAUAAAUGAAAUUGAGCAACUUGAUAGUGGUUUAUACAGCGAGCAUAUGGUCAACAAUCAUCCCUGUUGGCAUUUGUCUUUUCUGCAUCCAGCCAUUGUGGCAAGCAUUCAGGAAUGAUUAUGCAUGAUGGUGAGCUUGUUGGAAAAAUGGAAUGUGUGCUGUAGUUUUAUUUCAUUAAAAUAUCAGAAGGAAAACACUGUAGAUGUUUUAUAUAAAAAUGUUACAGAUACAUUAUAUUUUCAAACCAUUUUCUAAAUGUUUCUGAAAAUUUACAUUUAGUAAUGAAUCAAUUUGAAACUAAAGAGACUGAAGUUAGACACAAGUUCAUUAAGUAAUUCUCUUAAUUUAUUUUGGAAUAAAAACUUCC